Messenger RNA from Limulus polyphemus (Atlantic horseshoe crab), 540 nucleotides. RefSeq names its product cuticle protein 16.8-like. Gene Ontology annotation, cellular component: chitin-based extracellular matrix. The record is from RefSeq and is a predicted model, not a curated record. Lineage: Eukaryota; Metazoa; Arthropoda; Merostomata; Xiphosura; Limulidae. The annotation marks the transcript as partial. Gene Ontology annotation, molecular function: structural constituent of chitin-based larval cuticle. The transcript is spliced from 2 exons.
GUCGUGAUUUUACUUGCUCUCGUCGUGGGAUCUUUUGCAGGUUAUAUUUAUCCUGGUCCCGUUGUCGCUCCUGCCCCUGUAGGUCACGUUGUCGCUCCUGCCCCUGACAUUGACGUUCCCAUACCUUACGACACUGGCUAUGAUACCGUCGACGAGUUCGGAACCAGGCUGGCACGCCAGGAGAGUGGUGAUGGUGCCGGUAGGGUAACUGGCUCCUACGGUUACUGGGACCCUUGGGGCACCUAUCGUCAAGUAGAUUACACCGCAGAUGAGGGAGGUUUCCGUGCCUCAAUUUCUACUAAUGAGGCCGGCACAGCAAACCAGAACCCCGCCGAUGUCGAGAUCAAUUCUGCAGCUGCCCCUGCUCCAGCUCCUGCUCCUGCCCCUGCUCCAGUUCCCGUAGUAAAGAAGGUGGCCGUUGCUCCAGUUGUUCCAGCUGUUCCAAACAUUCGUGUAGCUGCACCUAGUGUUCCAGCUCUUAAAGCCGCCUAUCCCUAUCCAUCUUAUCCAGAAGACUGGAGAAAGUCUUGGGUGUCAUAA